This is a messenger RNA of Brassicogethes aeneus, 1576 nucleotides long. The record is from the annotation of a GenBank genome assembly. Lineage: Eukaryota; Metazoa; Arthropoda; Insecta; Coleoptera; Nitidulidae.
AUGAGAAUGACAUCAAAAUGCUUCAGAAGCUGUGCGCUGCUAUCGAGACCAACGCCAGGUCGCAAAUCUUUUGUAGCUUUGUGUACCAACUUAGCUACAUAUGGUAGCUUUAAAAAGGAAACGGUUCCAAGAAGGAAGAGGGAUACGACUGACAAAAAUGUAGCUUUAGUCCUCCAAUCACGCAGAUUAAACUUUUUGACACAUUUUCGUAUUCUUUUGGAAGAAAAUCCAAAUUUAUUAAACCAAAUUUUGUGGAGUGACGAAUCCCGGUUUAACAAUAAUGAAGUAAUUAAUAAACAUAAUUGUCGCUACUGGUCCCAGGAAAAUCCUAACUGGAUACGACAGACCAAAUUUCAAACACGAUUUGGGGUAAAUGUUUGGUGCGGUAUUGUAAAUGGUUACAUAGUCGGGCCCUAUUUGUACCAUGAACAUUUAACUUCAGUUCGUUAUUUACAAUUUAUGCAAAACGAUCUCCCUUUGCUGUUACAAAAUUUGGGAAUUGACGUAAAUACUAUGUGGUUUCAUCAAGACGGUGCCGCAGCACCCAAUAGCAAUAUCGUUAUGAAUCAUCUAAAUGCCGUUUCCAGUAAAAGUGAUCAGCACAAAUGGGGAUCUUAGAUGGCCAGCAAGUUCCCUGAUUGACUUUUAUUUAAAGAGCGGCUUACAAAAUGAAGUCUACAAGGAACCAAUUGACCUGUACAACAAAAUCUAUGUUACUAUGGCCGCUAUUAAUCGAAAUACACUAUUGAGAGUUUGCAGAACCGAAUUAUUAUAUCGAUUUGAUAUGUGUGUAUAAAAACGGCAAUAAUUUUGAACACCUCAUUCGACCUUAUUAGUUAGUUUUGUUCUAAUUUUCAUUAAUAAUUUUGUAUAAUUUCUCCCCAGUUCUUUCAUAAAAUUUAAAACAUUCUUUAAUUUUAUUUUAUUAUGUUUUAAUGUUUCACCUUUGUUUUUAAACAGCAACAAAUAUAGCUUAUUAAUAAUUUAUCGUUUUGUUUCUUAAUGAAUUUUGUUUUCCAAAUGGUUUUAUUUUUAUUUCUCGAAAACGAAGCAAGAUAUGAAAACAAUUCAGCAGACAAAAAAAGGAUAUUUUUAGUUGCUUAAUCCGAAAAAAAUAUAAAAAUUUCCAGAAACUCAGUGGCGUAUUAUUUUUUGCCAAUAUUAUUUGUUAAGGGGCCCUCUGAGACGUCACUGGACGUAAUAAUUUUAAUCUAGUUAGCGCUACACGAGCGUUUUAUCACUAAAAUUAUCAUUACCAGAAUUAAAUGAACAUCUGCUAAAGCAUAUUAAAAAUAUUUAUAAUUAAAAUACUCGUUAAAAUUAUUAAAAAAAAAACUUUACCCCAAAUAUCUCCGUUUAUGUUGGAUUUAUCAAUAAUUUGUAUGGGACAUAAUUUGAUCAAAAAUUAAUUUAAAUGUACCUGCCAUCGAAAAAAUUAUUUGCACAGUGGCGCCACCUACAUCUUGUAUUAUUCAAACACAUUUUUUACAUAGUUGUGAAGCCAAUCAUAGAGUCUAAAAACUGGCGUUUACAGAAUUUAAAUGUCACUUUUAGUUUUCGAAAUAAUUGGCCUGGG